UGGAUGUUCAACAAUGCUGGCGGAGCGAUGGGGUCCAUGUACAUCAUCCAUGCAUCGAUCACGGAGUACCUCAUCUUCUUUGGUACGCCAAUUGGCACCGAGGGCCACACGGGGCGCCACACUGUCGACAACUACUUUCACAUUCUCGUGGGCCAGGAGCAUGCUUUCCGUGCGGGUGCCUUUGAGCCUGAAGUCUACGGGCCGGGCUCGCAGCACCACCUGCCCCGUGGCCACGUGAAGCAGUAUGCGAUACCUGACGCCCAAGGUGGGGGCUGUUGGGCGCUCGAGCUGUCGCAGGGCUGGAUCCCGCCCAUGAUGCCGUUUGGACUGUCGGACAUGCUCUUUAGCACGCUGGACUUGCCCACCCUGGCAGUCACGGCCUACAUCACGGCCAGGGAAAUGCUCGGAAACCUCUUGAUUGGUGUGUGCAAGCGGGGUCAGCUCGAGAUCUCGCUUCCCGCUGACAUUCUAUCCACCACAGGGAAGCUGUGAUGAUCUCAU
Molecule: messenger RNA, 501 nt
Organism: Acaromyces ingoldii
Lineage: Eukaryota; Fungi; Basidiomycota; Exobasidiomycetes; Exobasidiales; Cryptobasidiaceae
Product: ERG2 and sigma1 receptor-like protein
Exons: 4
Coding region: 37-492 (151 amino acids)
Biological process (GO): ergosterol biosynthetic process
Cellular component (GO): endoplasmic reticulum
Source: RefSeq, a predicted model, not a curated record